Messenger RNA from Doryrhamphus excisus (bluestripe pipefish), 1514 nucleotides. It is a transcript of the gene leng1, whose product is annotated as leukocyte receptor cluster (LRC) member 1. NCBI's taxonomy places the organism in Eukaryota, Metazoa, Chordata, Actinopteri, Syngnathiformes, Syngnathidae. The record is from RefSeq and is a predicted model, not a curated record.
UUGUGUCCAUAACGUUGGACAUUUACAUCCGGUUUGUGUCUUCCGGUGGCUAGCCACCACAAACAACUCAUCUCUAAUCGAGGCUCAACCAGCGUGGUCAGCUAAGCAGCCUAGCGGGCAACCAUGAACAUUCUCCCCAAGAAGAGCUGGCACGUCCGUAACAAGGACAACGUCGCCCGUGUGCGGAGAGAUGAAGCUCAGGCAGCCGAGGAGGAACGUGAGGCCAAACGGCGAGUGGACCGAGCAGAGCAGGAGGCUCGUACGGAGUUCCUGCGAAGAAAAGCCAGAGCAGCGAUCCAGUCAGAAGGAGGAAGCAGGGAUGACAAAGUUGAGGAACCGAGUGGUCCUUUGGAGCAUCUCAACCUCUUCCCGCUUGAGGACUCCACGGAGAAGGGCAACCAGGAGUACCUCAAGGAAAAGAAAGAAGAGCAGGAGAAACAGGAGCGCGCCAUCGGCUUGCUGGUGUCUCUCGGACCUCAGCCCGGGACUGAGGUGACUCCCUGGUACAUGAAAACAGGCCUGGAGAAGGAAGAGGAGAAGAAGGCGAAAGAGAAGGAGAAGACCAAGGAGAUAAGCGAGGAGGAGAGGGAGAGGAAAGAUCGCAGGCUGAAGGACAGCUUGGACCCUCUGAAGGACAUGAAGGAAGCCUUGGGCGGGACCAGCCUGAAGGCGCACAAGAGCAAGAAGAAGGACAAGAAAGACAAAAGGGAGAAGAGGAGCAGCGGGGAAAGCUCCGUGGAGAGGCUUCGAGCGGAGCGCUUGCAGAGGGAGGCCGAGGAGCGGCGGCGAGCCCAGGCCCUGCUGGCUCAACGUAACGGCAAGGACAGGGAGUCGGGCAGGGAGCUGAACGAGCGCGAGAGGCCCUACAACAGCGCCUACUUCCCGGAACUGGCUCGCAAGCGACAGAGGCGGGACAGGGACAGCUGGAGAGAUGAGAUUCUGAAAUCCUAAAGGAAGUCUGAGAGUCGCCGAUGUUGCUGCUUCCGUUACCGCUACUUUUUCUCAUGCUUUCAACCCUGCGGCUCGUACAGUGAUGCGGCUAAUACUGUACCUGGUCACGCUCUCAGCAGAACCCUCGUCAUGGAGAACGUGUGGAGAGCUUCAGGAGCUUCGUGCAGUAAACCGGAAUACCGAAUGUGACCAGUAGAUGUAGGUAUAUCCUCUGUAAUGUGGACCACACAUCUGAAGAAGAUCUGGCAUGAGAACGUGGUGGCACACCGGGGCAUCUGGCAUGAGAACAUGGUGGCACACCGGGGCAUCUUCUGUGGCUGCACCCGCUCUCUACCCAGAUGCCCCUGACCUCCGGGGCGGCACAUGGACUACUCGGAGCGUGUGUCCGACCACCGUGCAUCUUGGCGGGACAGGUUCCAUGUUCCAUUGCAAACUAAGUCGAACAAGAUGUCGGACCUUCAAAGGGAAGGAUGAAGAUGGCAGCAGGAGAGCAACUUGUGGUGGCUACUGUUGAUGUUGAACGUUUGUGUAGAACAAGUGUGUAUAAUACAAUACCAUGUCAU